This is a messenger RNA of Aureobasidium vineae, 1613 nucleotides long. The record is from the annotation of a GenBank genome assembly. NCBI's taxonomy places the organism in Eukaryota, Fungi, Ascomycota, Dothideomycetes, Dothideales, Saccotheciaceae.
CAACCAUGUCCGCGAUCCCCAAUCUCCCAGAGCAAGACCACCACCCCAGCUCCCGCGAACACGACCUCGACACUGUCCUCUCCACCUCCAUCCCCCAACUCGCCACAAAACGCAUAGAUUCACCCACAAACACAGCCUCCUUUGCCAAUCCAUCUUCCUCUGGCUUUGCUCUCCACGAUACAGUGAUAGAAAACCAGAGACCCAUCAAGGUUGUAGUGGUGGGAGCAGGUUACUCAGGCAUCUACCACGGCAUCCGUAUCCCCGAGCGUCUACGCAAUGUCGACUUGACCAUCUACGACAAAAAUGCUGGUGUGGGUGGAACGUGGUAUGAAAACAGGUAUCCGGGGUGUGCUUGCGAUAUCCCAUCACACUCCUACCAAUACUCCUUCAACCCAAACCCAAACUGGAGCAGCAUGUACUCCCCCGCCGCAGAAAUACAAGCCUACCUUGCCGCCACCGUNAAAAAGUACUCAGUCGAUCGCUUCAUAAAGCUCUCCCACGAGAUAAAAUCCUGUGCUUGGGACGCCAACACUUCAAAAUGGACUCUCAAAAUCGAGGACUUGGAGAACAAGCGAACAUUCGAGGAUACUAGUGAUGUGCUGAUUAUGGCAAGAGGAGGUCUAAACCAUAUAGCUUGGCCACAGAUUGAGGGGCUAAAGAGUUUCGAAGGCGAAGUUAUGCAUUCGGCGGCUUGGAAUCAAGACUACGACUUUACAAACAAACGCAUUGGAGUCAUCGGCAGUGGCAGCUCGGCUAUCCAGAUAAUACCUUCUCUGCAACGUCUGUCGGGCACAAAUCUCUCCUGCUUCAUCCGUAGUCGUACUUGGAUAUCCCCUCCCUUCGGCCAGGCAAUCCAAGACAAACUAAAAAUGGACGGCUUCAAGUUCAGCGAAGAGCAAAAGAAGAAGUUUCGCGACGACCCAGAAGGCUUCCACAAGUUCCGCAUGGAGAUCGAGGAAGGAGGCAACGAGAUCCACUCAUUAACGAUCAUGGGCACAGACAUGCAAAAGGGGGCUCAACAGCACUUUGAAGAGAACAUGAAGAACAGGUUGCAGAAGAAACCCGAGAUUUAUGAUUGGUUGAAACCUAGCUUUGCGCCUGGGUGCAGACGAUUGACGCCAGGACCUGGCUUCUUGGAAGCUUUGGUCGAGGACAAUGUCGACUUCAUCCGCACUCCCAUCACAAAGAUCGAACCAAAAGGAAUAGUGACUGAAGAUGGUACCCUCCACGAGAUAGACGUCUUGGAAAACAUCAAAUCCAUGACGGUGAAAGCUGGCCGAGUACGAGACUUCUUGUCUUACUCGGAUGAGUAUUUCAAGAACACGGUCUUCAUGGAUGACUGCAAGAGUUGGUACCGUAAAGGCGACACGAUAGUAGGAUUGUGGCCGGGGUCGACAUUGCAUUGCAUAGAGGCUUUGAGAAGUCCACGAUGGGAGGAUUUCGAGUACGAGUAUGGAGAGGAGAACCAAAUGGCAUGGUUGGGUAAUGGAUGGAGCACCAAUCAGCUCGAAGGAAGGGAUCUUGCGUAUUACUUGCUGCCACAGUUCCAGCAAGUACCGACGUCGCCCUUACCAGAAGAGAAUACCGAGUUCAAAAUACGCGCGUAUUCGCAG